AUGGAGUCCAUCAAAAACAGCACCACAAGCGUGUCUGCCGUCCAUGGCUAUGGCGUCGUUUCGUUCCGCACCUUCUCCGCCACUGCCUCGGUCGACUCCCCGACCGCCAAGGCCGCCGAGCUCGACGGACUGCGCUGUGUCGAGGCCCGUUUGCGUGAGGCAAGGCGACUGGUGUACGUCGAUAGGCUCAAGCAAUUGUUGUGGCUUUUUGAGCCUGGCACCAAUCCACCAGCACUGGAUCAUGGCUCUCUGCAGAGUCAACAGCUGAACGGCCUCCAGUUGGCUGCUCAAUCAGAAGGCGAGCUCAAAGCCGCUGAACUCGCAAGGUUCACCAAUCGCCCACCAGCCUCCCAGUCAGGGCUCCAGCACGCUUCUGCUGCCAGCAAUACCCGUGCUCUCCAAGCUGCCAACGCCCGUGCCUUUCAAGGAAACCAGCAUGCCGGUGGUGCAUCGGCUAACGGCACCGAUGCAUCUCGCCAGCAUGAUGCACUUUCUGUCUACGAAUCUUUCAUGUCCGCUGUCAUUGGUUCUAUUUCCUACAACCUGUCUCGCUUCCAUCAUAUGAUACCCCUGAACUAUCGUACUUUUGUUUCUUAUUCCAGAACCGCGAACCCGGCCGACAGGUCUGACGACGACGAUGACGACUCAGCCGUGCUCGGAGGACUUGGCUGCCUCCUCACCACCUUAGACGCACAUUUGUCCACGGCCGGGACCUUGGUAAUUUCUACUUCCGUCUCAACCACCAACAAUGUCUACCAACUUGAGAAAAUCCUCACCUUGUACGAUGUCCAUGAUGACUUCCUGGGCGAGCUUGUUCGAAUCGCUCCUUGUGGCAUUAUUGCCAGAUAUGUUGGCCAUGAGACGUCUGCUGUCGGUAGUGAACACCAUGGCUUAGGUACAACAAGACGGUCGAGGGCAACCCAGCAGUGGAAAACGGAUACUUUGCGAUGGCUCCGUAUGAAAGGCCUUGUCCUACCAGAUAUGCAUGAGGAAGGAAAAUGGGUGCGCAUCCAACUUCAGCCUAGUCAGCAGGCACCGAAAGAUUUGAACGAUCCCUCUACCUCUCUUUGCCGCGAAUGUCUCUGGCCCGCUUCUCUUUGCUUCUUCUACAGUGCUGGAGGAGGCGGCGGGGACUUGGAAUCUCUCGAAGAGCUCCGUCCGGCCGGACAACAGGACGACCAGGACCCCGGGGUGGCGUGGUGGCAAGGACCUGGGAGAAGCGGGUUUGCGGACCCCUUGUGGCAAGCGUACAACUGGUUUUUGGGUAAACCGGAGCGGAACAAGGCGAUUGAAGCGCGUAAAAAGGCACGUCAAGCACAGGAAGACAACCCACCGCCAGUCGCCGAGCCUACGAUGGCAUAUCCUUCAUCUCCCCUCUACUCCCGGGGCUCAGCAUAUGGGGACUUGCAGGGUGCCAGUGGAGUAUACCCAACACCACCGGAUGCGGUUUUACCUCCCGGUGCUGGUGGACAUACGACUAUGGAUGGUAUUGUCAUGGGGCCAACGACCCAGGAUUCUCAGAGUCACGCGGGGCAAACAAGUGCUGGCGGUGAUAACUUCACGCAGCAAGAAAACACGGGAGCGGCUGAUGCUACACCUGGAGAGCACAUUGACCCAACGAGGGCAGCAGACACACCCGCCGGUGGGGCCGCCGAUGGUGACGAUAACGACGACCUUUUUGAGGACAUGGAUGAAGAGAUGUUUGGCGCAAAUGAUGUUACGGAAGCCGACUUCAAUUUCUUUGACGAUGGAGACGGCGGGUUCGGGGACCUCAUGGACGUAUCCCAGCCAGCAACAUUUGAAGAGCAAAAGCAGAACAGUAGCCCCGCAAAUACCAGGUUCGAAGGCGUAUCGCCAAUGAUCCACGUGGUAGACGCAGAGCAGACCGAACUCGAGCCCUCAACACUCAAAUCAGAGAUUGCUACUACGCCUGCCCCACCUGAAAUCGACGUCCAAAUGACUGAGAUGGAGGAACAACCCAAAGCCGAAGACACACCCCCUGAUCAAGGAUUCGAAACGAAUGAGGCUAAGAACGAGGCUCCAGAGGAGACUGCGAUCAUUCGAGAACCUAGCCCACCACUCAGUCCAGCGCGGAUCAAUGAAAAACUGUUCGGAUCCCCUCACAUCGGUGAAGCGGAAACAAAAGUCCAUGAUUUUGCCAAGCCGAAGGCGGAGGGUGGUGCACUGUUCGACACGGUAGACUUCAGUCAGAGGAUGCAACUCGCGGAUUCCAAGUAUGCCGCUGGUGGUCAAUUCUUCUUUUCUGGAAAGGACCGCGAUCCAAGUGCGCGUGCACACUCUGGACAGCUUUCACGCCCGACCUCUUCAGCACACUCAGCCACUUUGGAAAGGGCCUCAGACCUCAUCCGAAGUAUCGUCGCUCCGAAGCGCACAAGCGACGACUCAUACAUGAAGGAUGGCGUCUCCGAGGACAGCGACACUUACAGCGAUGUGUCCGUCAGCACGGGCUCUUACGAUGAAGAUACGGGUUCCACAAUGCUUCAGGACUCUGGUUUACUGGUGCCAAGUCAAAGAAAACUGGGUUCUUCGACCGCUGGGACUCCGGUGGUUGGUACGCCCGGCACGCUGCAACUUGACUCGGGUAGUCAGGUUGGUGAUGGUGAUAAUUUCGUGCCUGAGUUGCCGCCACUUUCAUCCCUCGAGCCGACUCCAUCCGACUGGUCUCUGGCUGGUCUGCCCCCACCGAUGAUCAAGGUCAGACGUCGAUACGGGGCGGACCCCAGGUCGCGGAGGGGAUCAUUCUCACUCGCUUCAGCAGCUUCGACGCCUUCCUCGGAUGGCCGUUCAGAAGCUGUCGCGGACGCACCCGCGCUCAACUUGAAAGAGAUUAUCAACAUUACUCAAAUGCUUGCAGACCAGAUCAUCCACAGCACGCUGGAUUUGAUUAUAGAAGAAGGGGAAUCAAAUCAAGUCUGCUCAAGAAACCAAAUUGGCUGGCCUCGCAUGCUUGCACCGAUUCAAACGGUCCAGAAUGCCGUCAGGGACCUCUUUCAACAGACCAACGAGUGUGACAUGGUUAAAUACGCAUCUAUUCAGGAUGUCAUGCCCGAGUCCGCCGCUGCGAAACAAGCCCAACAGAAAUCUGUGCAACGGCGAGCCACCACUGCGGAACCUCACGGAAACAUGUUCUUCUCCAUUUCAACGCCUCACAUCCGUCUCCGACGAGGGGAAGAUACGUGGGACGUACUUCCUCCGGCUCUCUCCUUUUGGGAGUCUCUCGGCCUUUCGCCUACAAGUGGCCCCAAGAAUGUCGUGGCUUAUUGCGUGUAUCCAUCCAGUGAUCAGCUGAGCGACCCCAUCACAAGCUUUCUCGAUAACAUCAGCAUGGCCUACGAAAGCAGCAAGUUCGGCACGCACGUCCGUGGUCCUGACAUCGAGCAUCUGUCCACCGGUGGCCUGGUGUCUGCCCCGAUCAACACUCACGAGAGCGAUCACUGGAAACCAACCACUCAAAGUUGCCUUCAGUCUGUCCGCGAUACUUGCUCGUCUCUGGGGAGACACCUUUCGAGAAUAGACUUCAAGAAGGUUACUAAGCCUGAAGACUCCUCUCAACCGGAUGCAGUGGUUGUAUAUCUCAUCAAUCCCUUCUCUGAUCCGCACAAUCUCUGGCAGCUCUGCUCCGCCUUUUGGGCUUUGUUCCAGGCGUAUCUCCCUUCGCCUUCUAGCCGAGUAUUGGAUGAGUCGAGACCCGAGCUGGUCCUCCAGCUGGUUCCUGUUAAAUGCAUAGCGUCUUUUGAGGCACCUGUAGUCCUCGAUCCGAGUCUUCUGGCGAGACUCGCCCGUGAAGUCUAUGAUAGAUGCCCCCCGAAGGAGCCCAGCACUGACCACACCACGCUCAGCAUCUACUCAGCGCCUUCCAUCCAGCUUGAGGAGACUCUUCCAAAGUCAAUUCCUUUCAGGUUGACGGCGGAGCCUCCCUCAGACCUGCUUCACGAAAAUUCCUAUAUUCACGUGGCUUAUGCGGUAAGCGUGGACGGCUCUUGGCUCACAGCGGCUUGGACAGAUAACCCAGGGAAGCAUCAAGCUACUGCUUCGUACUGUCUGAACAAUCGGACUUUCGUUGAGGUUGCGCGUGAGAUCCACCAGACAUCACUGGAGAUCAUGUCGGCUCGACGAGUAACCUGGAGACUCUGUAUCGCAAGGGCUGGCGUGAUGGAGCGCGACGAGCAGGACGCAUGGCAAGGACUCGUAACGAGUCAGUGCCCACUCGUGAUUGGAACCGCGUUGAUCUCGGUCGACCCCAACCCGCCAUUCUCUAUAACAUCGAGCCUACCAACCCUCGCAUCAGUUGCGAACCAGAACUCGGGCACCGCAGGCGUCUCAACGCCAGGAGGGAGCACGCCACAGCCUGGUGUCUCCCCAGACGCCCACGGCUUCACGCCCGCCGCAACCCCGUCCGACAGCAACACCAGCGCCCCGCCAGCGGCGGACCCGUCCAACGACCAGGACGCCCGCCUCGUCGAUGUAACGGAUGAGUCGUGGGGCGUCAUCCUCCAACACCGCCUCCACAAUUCCAACUCCACCACCGAGUUCCGGCCUGCCCUGGCGAGCGGCUACCUAGUCAAACGAGGCGCCGACGGGAACACCACAGACACCAGCGGGGGUGGCAGCAGGACGGACCACCCAGAGCCCCCGCCCCGCGGGCCCAUCGCCGUCGGCGUCAACCUCCUCUGGAUCGGCAGCACUCCCGGCGGCCACCAACCCCAGCGCACCGCCGCCGCCGCCGCUCAGGCAGCAGCUGCGGCAGCGGCCGCGGCCGCGGCUGCGGCUGCCCAGCACCCACACCACGUUUCCCCCACCCCGCACAACCCGAACAUCAGCAUCCCACUGCAGCACCUCGAAGCCACCGCGGCCGCAGCCGGCGGCAACAACAACAACAACAACUCCAACCCCAACUCCAACGGGAACGGCGCUGCUGCUUCCGCCGCCGCGGGCACCACCGGCGGCGGCGGCAACGCAAGCGGCGCCGCCAGCGCUCUCCCUUCUCCCGGCGCCGGCGCCGCGUCCGGGCCGGGCGGAGUCAUCGUCGGCGGCGGCGUCGGCGGCAGCCCGUUCGCGGCCAACCAGGCGCGCACGACGUACGACACGGUGCUGAAGGAGUUUUUGAUCACGUACAGGGGGCUGGGCCUGCUGGCGCGGCUGAAGGGCAUGCGGGGCACGCGGGGCGGGGCGGUGCCGUGGCACGUGGCGGCGGCCAUGAGGGGGGUGGAGGCGUUUGAGCGGUGUUUGUAG
Messenger RNA from Diplodia corticola, 5253 nucleotides. Its product is annotated as mediator complex subunit med13. Gene Ontology annotation, biological process: regulation of transcription by RNA polymerase II. Gene Ontology annotation, cellular component: mediator complex. The record is from RefSeq and is a predicted model, not a curated record. Lineage: Eukaryota; Fungi; Ascomycota; Dothideomycetes; Botryosphaeriales; Botryosphaeriaceae. Gene Ontology annotation, molecular function: transcription coregulator activity. The transcript is spliced from 4 exons. Bases 1 to 5253 code for a protein of 1750 amino acids.